Prorocentrum cordatum is the source of this 708-nucleotide messenger RNA. The record is from the annotation of a GenBank genome assembly. NCBI's taxonomy places the organism in Eukaryota, Dinophyceae, Prorocentrales, Prorocentraceae.
AUGAGCUGUGGGGACUGCCGUUGCCCCGAGGGGUCGUCUAUCCCCCACGUGGCCGCCACCGGGGCCCUCAUCGCCGUGGGCUUCCUGACCUUCGGCUUGGCGGUGGGCAGUAUCAUCGGGUUCCUCGCAGGCCGGCUUCUGCCGGCUCUGGCUUGCCCGCGGCGCUCUGCAGGCGCGGGCGCGCAGGGGCCGGCGCCACCGGCUCGCGAGCCGACGGGCGUGGCGGCGGCGCUGCCGGACGUGCCGCACCUGCCGACCUCCGUGCUGGGGGAGGACUUCGCUGCUGAGGCGCGGGCCCAGGCCGCCGCCGUGCGCGAGAGGCGCGCGGCCGUGGCCCUUCGGCCUGGCGUGGCGGGGCCUGCUGCACAGCCGGAGCUGGCCCAUGCGCUCACGGCGGCUGGCGUCUCCGAGGGCGACUUCAUCGCGGUGAAGUACAACGUCGCGGGUGCUGCUCUGUGGCACGAGAGGUGCGUCCUGCUGAUCUCCAGCCAACCACCGCACUCGUUCACGGGGUUCACCCCCGACGGCGACUGCUACGAAGAGGACCUGAUGCCCGGGGGGACAUCUCGGCCUGGACCCCGCUCGAGGGUCGUGCUGCGGGCGGUGGUCUGCCGGCUCAUCUGGCGGGACAACGAGUACACGGAUUUCGUGCUCUUCCUCUCCUGCACUCCUUCGUGGCUGCACGGGCGGCGGCCGCUGCCCGUCUGA